AACGCGAAGCAGUACUCACCUGGACGGCUGGACAGUCGCAACUUCCGUCAAGCCAACGUCAGCCAGCUCUGUUCGCGCAGCCACUUUCUAUCGCGCAGCCAGGUCUGUUGAUCUUCGAAAGCCGAAACCACUGCCAGCACCACUUUCGGUCGCGGCGCCAGCUCUGUUCUAUACUUCCACCCUGUCAGCCACUGUCUUGCCUCUUGCCAGCCAAUAUCCCCGCCAGCUCUGCUUUUUUCCAGGCUUCCAGCUUCUAGCCCUAGAACCUUGCAACGAAGUGGUUGCGUUUUUGUGACACCGCGUAACAUAAAAGAACAAGUGAAUAACCUCAGCUCCCACCUCCUCCAUCGUCAGAAGAGACGGGAACUAAUGACGAGAAGCUUUUUCCGAUUAGUAGCACGAGCACGACUUCCCCACCGAACGCCCAAACCCAUGACUAAGAACGACGACGUUUUCGUUAUUCAUCCCAUGCGGACGAUGGCGUCGUUUCACAGCCACUACCGCAAUGCCUUCUAUCCCUCCGCCUCUCCACUACCAUCACUCAAAUCUUCCACCCUCUUUGGAUUCGAAGGGCAAAGGAGGAACAUGUUCAUCCAAACGCAGCCUACCCCGAAUCCUUUGUCUCUCAUGUUCUAUCCCGAGAAGCCUGUCAUGGAAGUUGGAAGCGCCGACUUCCCAAACAUGCGUUCGGCUAUGAAUUCGCCUCUCGCUAAGUCACUCUUUGGAAUUGAUGGGAUUACUAGGGUUUUCUUCGGGUCUGAUUUUGUUACUGUGACGAAGUCGGAGGAAGCUUCUUGGGAGUUCCUGAAGCCUGAGAUAUUUGCGGCCAUUAUGGACUUCUAUUCCUCUGGGCAGCCGUUGUUUUUGGACUCUAAAGCUGCUGCAGCCAUGGAUACAGCUAUUCAAGAUGAUGAUUCGGAAACCGUUGCAAUGAUCAAGGAAUUGUUGGAGACUCGUAUUCGGCCGGCUGUGCAAGAUGAUGGUGGGGACAUUGAAUAUCGAGGUUUUGAUCCUGAUACUGGAAUAGUAAAACUUAGGAUGCAAGGAGCAUGUAGUGGGUGCCCAAGUUCGUCGGUGACUCUGAAAUCCGGCAUUGAAAAUAUGUUGAUGCAUUAUGUACCUGAGGUCAAAGGUGUUCAACAAGAACUAGAUGCUGAGGAUGAGGAAGCAGCAGUAAGUGGACAAAUGGAGUAGUAGAACUUGUUCGACAUUUAGUUUUUUUAGAUAGAUUGCGAGCUCAGCAGAGUCUUCAGUGUGCACACAGAAAUAAUUCCCCAAAUUGAUCUGCUUCCAAUAAUUAUUGGGCUUCCUUUUAAAUUAAGUCCAUUGAUAAAUUACAAUGCAUUCUUUACUUAUAUGUUCACACACAUUAUAUAUUGAUAUCAUAAUUUUGGUUUCUCUCGAUUCACACAA
Molecule: messenger RNA, 1413 nt
Organism: Arachis duranensis
Lineage: Eukaryota; Viridiplantae; Streptophyta; Magnoliopsida; Fabales; Fabaceae
Product: nifU-like protein 4, mitochondrial
Exons: 7
Coding region: 370-1194 (274 amino acids)
Biological process (GO): iron-sulfur cluster assembly
Cellular component (GO): mitochondrion
Molecular function (GO): iron ion binding; iron-sulfur cluster binding
Source: RefSeq, a predicted model, not a curated record